CUCAUAUCCUCUUCCCAUCCGAACGCCAUCGUCACUGUUUCCGGCGGAGCCACGGCCACCGCCCCCUUCUCCCCCACUCGCGCGGCCGGCGCGCCGCCCAUCAGCACUUCCUCCCCCCACUGCGGCCUUCCUCUCCCCUGUGCCUCCUCCUCGCGCGCACUGCCGGCGAGCAGGUCUCGAGCCAGUGGGCGGCGGCGGCGGCCUGCCUCAUUCCACCGGCCUCCACUCCUAUCGAACUGAAGGCAGGUCCCCUCUGCAUUGGUCACCAUGGCGCUCACGCUUCUCCGAGGGAUCCGAACACCAAUGGUAGCUAGGAGGAACGCUGGAUUGUUCUUCACCACCUUGCAGACCCCGUUGUCCCGCUUCGCGACGAGGGCAGAGAGCGCGCAGGCUACCGAGCCCAAACCACCGGCGCCCAAGUCGAUUCAGCUGGCGACCAAGGAGGCGGCGGAGCAGAAGACGCAGGGCUUCGAGGCGGUCAUCGGGAUCGAGACCCAUGUCCAGCUCUCAACGGUCACGAAGGCGUUCUGCUCCUGCCUCUACAGCUACGGGUCGCAGCCGAACAGCACCGUGUGCCCUACCUGCAUGGGGCACCCCGGGACGCUGCCCGUGCUGAAUGCGAAGGUUGUCGAAUGCGCAGUGAAGCUUGGCCUCGCUCUCAACUGCGAGAUCGCGAUGACGUCCAAGUUUGAUCGGAAGCAGUACUUCUACCCGGACCUGCCCAAGGGCUACCAGAUUUCGCAGUUUGACAUUCCCAUUGCCAAGGAGGGUUACCUUGAUUUGGAUCUUCCUAUGGAGUUUGGCGGUGGGCAUAGGAGAUUUGGGAUCACAAGGGUGCAUAUGGAAGAAGAUGCUGGCAAGCUGCUUCACUCUGAAUCCGGGAGUUACUCUCAGGUUGACUUAAAUAGGGCUGGUGUUCCUUUGCUUGAAAUUGUCUCAGAGCCAGAUAUGAGAACAGGGAUAGAGGCUGCCGAGUAUGGUGCUGAGAUACAGAGGCUGGUUAGGUAUCUGGGCGUGAGUAACGGUAACAUGCAGGAAGGUUCCCUUCGCUGUGAUGUGAAUGUUUCUGUUCGGCCAAUUGAACAAUCAAAAUUUGGUACGAAGGUUGAAAUAAAGAAUAUGAACUCAUUUUCUGCAAUAAAUAGGGCAAUAGAUUAUGAGAUCUCCCGGCAGAUUCUUCUUCACAAAGAAGGCCAGGCUGAUCAAAUUGUACAAGAAACCCGCCUGUGGGAUGAAUCCUCUCAGAAAACUUUUACAAUGCGAAAAAAGGAGGGACUUGCUGAUUACAGAUAUUUUCCUGAGCCUGAUCUUCCAGAAAUUGUUCUUAAUAGUGACUACAUUGAUGAAAUUCAAAAGUCAAUGCCAGAGCUUCCAGAAGCAAAACGUAGGCGCUACGAGAAUAUGGGACUCAGCAUGCAAGAUGUUCUUUUCCUUGCUAAUGACGAUAAUGUUGCUCGAUUCUUCGACUCUACUCUUGGGCAUGGCGCUGAUGCAAAGCUGGCUGCCAACUGGAUCAUGGGUGACAUUGCUGCUUAUUUGAAAAAUGAAAAACUUACCAUUGAUGAGAUUAAAUUGACACCUCUGGAGCUUUCUGAACUGAUCGCGUCUAUAAAGAACGGAACUAUCAGCGGGAAGAUUGGCAAGGAGAUUCUGAUUGAACUCAUUGCCAAAGGUGGAACCGUCAAGUCUGUGAUAGAGGAGAAAGAUUUAGUUCAGAUAGUAGAUCCUGCAGCAAUCGAGGCAAUGGUGGAUCAGGUAUUAGCUGACAACCCAAAGCAACUUGAGCAGUAUCGGUCCGGUAAAACUAAGUUGCAAGGAUUUUUUGCUGGCCAGGUGAUGAAAGCAUCAAAGGGUAAAGCCAACCCUGUUUUGUUGAACAAAAUCCUUGGGGAGAAAUUAAAGGCCAGUAGUUGAGGGGGUUUAUCGAUACAGGGAGACUCAAUACAGUCCAUGAGUGGACAAUCGAACUAAACCCUGGAAUUUGGGGUCCAUAUUUGUCAACGAUGAAUUAUAUUAGCUUGGUAGCUGUAAAUGUUACUUUGUGAGUAGGUUAUUUUUCUUCUUUUCCCAAAGAGAAUUUAGUAAAA
This is a messenger RNA of Oryza brachyantha (malo sina), 2087 nucleotides long. RefSeq names its product glutamyl-tRNA(Gln) amidotransferase subunit B, chloroplastic/mitochondrial. The record is from RefSeq and is a predicted model, not a curated record. Gene Ontology annotation, molecular function: glutaminyl-tRNA synthase (glutamine-hydrolyzing) activity. Gene Ontology annotation, biological process: glutaminyl-tRNAGln biosynthesis via transamidation; mitochondrial translation. The transcript is spliced from 9 exons. The coding region runs from base 268 to 1914 and encodes 548 amino acids. Lineage: Eukaryota; Viridiplantae; Streptophyta; Magnoliopsida; Poales; Poaceae.